UAUAUAGUUACCAAUUCUCAUCUUUACUUCAUCACCACUUCAUUGCUAAAAAACACUUCACUCAAAACUUGCUCCUCUAUAAUUCCUUUGCACUUGUCAUCUAUAAUUCUUAAUCAGCUCGCACAAACUCCAACAACUAUGAAGAAAGUGUUGUUGAAAGUGGACUUUUAUAAUGAUAGAAUCAAGCAAAAAGUUAUGAAGACAGCAUCUAGCCUUCCAGGGUUUGAAUCAUUAUCAAUAGACUCGAAAGAGAAGAAAUUGACAGUAUCUGGGGAUAUUGAUCCAGUAAAGGUAGUGUGCAAGCUAAGAAAGUUGUGUCAAACUGAAAUAGUAUCGAUUGGACCUCUAAAAGAUGAGAAGAAGGAUUCAACAAAUACAAAUGAAGUUAUUCCACUUCAACACUUUGGAACCUAUCCAUUUUAUUAUCAGAUGACCCCACCACAAUAUUUUCAAAAUUACUACUACGUUUGAUGUGCAUAAUAAGAAAAGAAUCUUUUAUUGAGUUUGAUAAAAUACAUCUUGUGUUUUCCUUGAAUUUUAUUUUUAGUUUAUAUGACCUAGAAUUGGAUUAUGCUUGUCUUCCUUCCAAAUCAUGCAAACAGAUCACUAAGAAAUUAAGCGUCACCACCAACCAUUUCUUAUUACAAGAAACAUCAUAAAUAUAUUAAUAAGAUAAAAUAUAUGUAGUGUUUGAAACAUGUAAGUCCAAGCGGUGCUUCAAUUUGUUACUAAUGAGUAACUUGGUCAAUACAUCAACUAUAUUUUCUAAAGUAUGAACUUUUUCAUGUAAUAUCUAUCAAGGUGUAAGUAAAUCUCUAAUGUGUGAUACCUCACAUCAAUAUGUUUGGUUUGGGUAUCCAUACACCUCAAUGUUUGCCAAAUAAAUGGCACAUUGACUAUCACAUUACAAUCAAACUCCACAUUGUUUAACACCCAA
Medicago truncatula (barrel medic) is the source of this 937-nucleotide messenger RNA. RefSeq names its product heavy metal-associated isoprenylated plant protein 39. The record is from RefSeq and is a predicted model, not a curated record. The coding region runs from base 139 to 471 and encodes 110 amino acids. Lineage: Eukaryota; Viridiplantae; Streptophyta; Magnoliopsida; Fabales; Fabaceae. Gene Ontology annotation, molecular function: metal ion binding. The transcript is spliced from 3 exons.